GAGGGCGGUGGGCCGCAGCAAUGGCGCGUUUGCGGCCCGAAUCCGCGGCCGCCGUAGCCAUAAUCACGCGGGCCACAGAGCUGGACUCGGAGUGCAAGUACUCGCAGGCGCUGGUGUGCUACCAGGAGGGGCUGGACCUGCUGAUGCAGGAGCUCCGAGGCACCAAAGAUGAUGCACAGAAACGUCUCCUCAGAAAAAAAAUUAGUACCUACAUGGAGAGAGCAGAAAAUAUAAAGAAAUACUUGGAUCAAGAAAAAGAAGAUGGAAAAUACCACAAGCAAAUUAAAAUAGAAGAGAAUGCAACAGGUUUCAGCUAUGAGUCACUUUUUCAGGAAUAUCUUAAUGAAACAGUUACAGAAGUUUGGGUAGAAGAUCCUUAUAUUCGACAGUCGCAUCAGCUGUAUAACUUUCUUCGAUUUUGUGAGAUGCUUAUUAAGAAACCAUGUAAAGUAAAAACUAUCCAUCUUCUCACAUCUCUGGCUGUAGGCAAUGAGAGAAUGCAGCAGAGUGGCCUGGAAGAAAUAAAAGAAUCACUCCGUAAGUAUGGAGUGCUAUUGGAAUUAGAAUACUCCUCUUCAAUACAUGACCGAGAAAUUAGGUUCAACAAUGGAUGGAUAAUUAAGAUUGGAAGGGGACUUGAUUAUUUUAAGAAGCCCCAGGGUCAAUUUUCCCUUGGAUAUUGUGAUCUUGAUUUAAGACCAUGUUAUGAAACAACAGUGGACAUUUUUCAUACCAAGCAUACAAAACAAAUAUGAUGAUUCAGGUGUGGAUAAUACUGAACUUAAAAAUAUUCAAACCAGUUUUGACAAGGUGGUAAAUGGAAAAUGAAAAUCAGGGCAUCAAGAAAGUACUUGGACAAUUGUUGACCAACACUUACUUCCAUCAUCAUGUGGAAGUGGCUUUUCCUUCCGGUGAGAACAUGUUAGAUUUUAUUUCCAUGUUAAAUAACAAACUCUGAUAAUACAGACCAUUACUAUGCAGCAUUCCACAAUCCUUUAUAGACUGUUACUAUGCAGUUUUCCACAAUCCUAUGCAUUUCUGACCAAGAAAUGGUAGAUAAAAGUUUCUAGACACGUGACUCAGUCUUGAUUUUUGAAUUUCAGAUUACAGGUUUACUUAGCAUAAAUAUUGGGCCUGGUGCUGUGAGUCCAUGGUAAAGUGCCUUGCAGACAUCAGGUUCAAGGCCUGUUAUUAGCUUCAUCCCACACAUCUGAAUGUGAUCCUGGGAGCACUGUCAGGACCACCAGAGCACCGCCAGGAGUAAGCCCUGUGCAUUGCCGGGUGUGACCCAAAAAGCCAUAAAAAAAAAUUUUUUUUUAAACGAAACAAAACAAAAAACCACUUAAGACAAAUAAGAACUGAGGCGUCUGCUGCAUCCAAACCAAUUGAGGAAUCUGAAUGCCUCCUCGGAAAUGUUAAUCCUCCAGACCAGAUAGCUCACAGGACUCAUACAGGUUUUGCAUGCAGGCCUGGGUUCAACCUCUGUGUUGCGUGGGCCCCCAAGUUCCAGUGGGACACAGCACUCUCCUAAGAGUACUCCUAAUCACAACCAAGAGUGAUCCAAAAGCAGAAAAACUUGCUCUCCUUUCAGAUCUGCUUCAGGUGUUGCUUUAGCGUGUCCCCUAGAUUCUGAUAUUUAAGAAAACAUUAUUCUCUCAAAUGACUACUGGCUGUCAGUGAUGGAUUGAAAAUAACCUAUUUUCGCAUCAGGAUGAUUAUCAGUUCUCUGACAAAUAUUUGUCUUAUGUGAGCCGAAGAAGUAUUUCCUAUGUACUCAAAUAUGUAUGUGUGAGUGUGACAAGAGGGUGUAUAUAUAAAACAAAAAUUGUUAAAUAUGAUGCUAGAAUGAUCUAUAGAGUAUACAUAAACUUCCAUGUUAAUUUAUGUUGCCAUGCCUGAAUUGUAUUUUUCAUUUUUUAAAUACUACUUGUUUAAUACUGCUCUAGAAAAUCAGUCCAAUUGAAUAUAUUCAAGAAGUUUGAUUAUAGUAGAAAUAUCUUUGUUCCUUUUAUUAAUAUUGUGAAAAUAUAUUCUCUACCAAUUUUUAUAACUGAUGGGAAAUAUAGAUGUUAAUAAAGUUGUGCAGUGAAAUUCAGCAGACAUACUUAACAAAAAUUCUGUGUAUAUGUAAAACAAGCUACUGAAGCAUAUUAAAUUGUACAAGUAGACAAGUAGGUGUAAAGCUCAAAGAUAAAGCAAAAAAAAAAAAUGACCAUAGCCUAUUUCCAGUGGUGCUGUGUGUCGCUAUACAAGAAAUAUCACUUCCUCCAGAAUUUUAUGAAGAACACCAUUCUAUAUAAGUUAGAUCUGAUGCCAAAUUAUUUAGUUUCUCCCUAAACUCCCUCUGGGAUUCUGAAUUACCAAUCGUAUCCUCCACCUAAUUAUGUAAUUUACAUUUUCUCCUCCUUGAGUAAAAGACUCAAGUCUUCCUAUCUUAUAGUUCAUAUACAGGCAACGGGACAGUGGAACAGGGUAAAAGGGACGUGGAGGGUUAGUACCAAUGGGGCUAGUGGUGAAGUAGUACAAAACAAUAAUAUGGGAAUCUGUUGUAAAUCACUGAUCUCAGUACAAACAAGGUACAAAGGGGUUCUACUAUUAGAAUUUAUAUUCUGAAGUACCUUUUUUGGUAUUAUACAUAAAUGUUGUUGACUGGAGUGAUAGCACAGCAGGUAGGGUGUUUGCCUUGCAGACCCAGGUUCGAUUCCUCUGUCCCUCUCGGAGAGCCCAGCAAGCUACUGAGAGUAUCCCAUCCGCAUGGCAGAGCCUGGAAAGCUACCCGUGGUGUAUUCGAUAUGCCAAAAAUAGUAACAAGUCUCAUAAUGCUUGAGCAAAUCAAUGAACAACGGGACGACAGUGCUACAGUUGAUUUAUAAUGAAGCACACAUGAAAUUUAUAUAAUAUUGUAAUGCAAUGCUAUUUCAAAUAAAAUAUUCUAAAAUGAAAACGUUUAAGAUAAAAAUGAACAAAUGAGAGCCGUAGAAAUUGGAGAAAUAUUACAGAGGUAUUGCACUUGCCCUGCAGGUGACUGCAACAGUGAGUUGAAUCCCAACAGUGCAUAUGGACUCCCAAGCACUGCCAGGUUUAUCCCCUGACCACAGGAAUAGGUGUGGUCUGUUGUGUAGUAGUAGUUGAUAAAACCUGGAACUCUCAUUCCAUUUCACUUUGUACAGCUUUCUUCUCAUUUUUCCUGGUCUGUUUCAGUGUCAUCUUCAUCUCUAGCUAAAUGGCUCCUAUUAUAACCACCUGGACUUGGCUUUAUACUACUCCCAUUUUAUAAUUGUUUACUGAUUUGUCUAACUUCCCUCCUAGUGAAGUUUGUUAUUUUAAUAACUCAGGUGUUGACUUUAUUUUUGUAGGUGGAGACGUCUGGUUAUGCUCAAUUCCUGGCUGUGCACUCAGGGAUUACUCCUGGCAGUGCUCAGAGGACCCUAUGGGGGUGCUAGGGAUCAAAGCUAGGGGCCAGAGUCUCUUGCCCCCGCACCUGACUGUCUUCACCGAGGCCCUUCGGAGGGGGUGUGUUGAGUCUCCCUCCCAGCUCAGAGCAGAGCUCCGGCAGCAGAAGACCUCCG
This is a messenger RNA of Sorex araneus (European shrew), 3569 nucleotides long. It is a transcript of the gene MITD1, whose product is annotated as microtubule interacting and trafficking domain containing 1. The record is from RefSeq and is a predicted model, not a curated record. The transcript is spliced from 9 exons. Gene Ontology annotation, cellular component: midbody. Gene Ontology annotation, biological process: midbody abscission. The coding region runs from base 21 to 755 and encodes 244 amino acids. NCBI's taxonomy places the organism in Eukaryota, Metazoa, Chordata, Mammalia, Eulipotyphla, Soricidae.